AUGAGCCUCUACGAUUUUCAGCCUUGGUACCCAAGGGGAGUUCGCUCCUUUAUCGCCGCCGGCGCGAAUCACUAUGUUGCUACCUUCGACGAGACGACCGUCCUUAAGUUUCCUGUUGCGCCGCGAGAAGAGCGAACAGAUUACCCGGCUGAAGUGCAAAGAUUUCGGAGUAGUGUUAGAGCAGCAGCCGUGAAAGGCUUAGAAGUCGAAAAGCAGAUCCUCCGAGUAUUGGGAAAGCAUCCUAGGAUAAUUCAGCUCAAAGGGAAGCAUGAGGACGGCCUCUUGCUUGAGUAUCUACCAAACGGAUCUAUCGAGCGCUAUCUUCGAAGCAACGCUCCCUACACGACAGUGGUUCAGAGGUUGAAAUGGGGACAACAAAUUGCAGAGGGUCUAGCUUAUAUUCACGAAAAGAAUAUCCUUCAUUGCGAUGUGAGCGUCGGCAAUCUCCUGCUCGAUACAGAUCUAUCUAUCAAACUUUGCGAUUUCCAGGGCAGAUAUCUACACACUAGCGGAAACGUCAUCCUGGACGGAGGAGCAGCUGAAAGUGUCAAGUCCUCAAUGCCACGUCCAAAUCGAAACUACCAGGACCGUAAGACUGACCUAUUCGCAUUUGGCACAGCCCUUUACUUCAUAUUGACCGAUGAACUGCCCUUUCCCGAGCUCGAUGUAGAUGACGAAGAUGAAAUUCGGCUACGAUUCGCGAGGCAAGACUUUCCUCCUCUGGAGAAGCUCCCAGGCGGAGACGUUAUACGCAAUUGUUGGACUGGAGUCUACGACGACGCCUCUAAAGCGAUGGUUGACUUGCAGAGGUGGAUAGAUCUGUUAUUUCUGCCAUAG
Molecule: messenger RNA, 837 nt
Organism: Amorphotheca resinae ATCC 22711
Lineage: Eukaryota; Fungi; Ascomycota; Leotiomycetes; Helotiales; Amorphothecaceae
Exons: 1
Coding region: 1-837 (278 amino acids)
Biological process (GO): protein phosphorylation
Molecular function (GO): ATP binding; protein kinase activity
Source: RefSeq, a predicted model, not a curated record